UCUGAGUGAAAGAAGAAAAGUGGGGGUUAGAGAAGUGCGGUUGUCCGUUUCCUGCUUUGAGUUGAUGUGUGCACAGAACAGAGAAGAGAAACUUCCUUGACUGUAGAGCACAGUAUUCUGAUGGUGUAGCACAGACGCUUUUUCAAAUGCUGUACAGGCUAAUUUAAGUCAAAUUGGGAGAUCUAGAAGAGGACCAUGAGCCGUGGAUCUAAAAGUAAAACAGAGACCGUUGGAAGCUCGCUGCUGAGCCCACAGGAGAAUGACAAGUUGGAGGAUCUGUUGGGCAGAAGGUGUGCUUCCGUGGCCACGGCGGUAGCACAGCUAUUCAUGGCUCUGCCUCACAGUCCAUCCACGUGGAGCUUGCAGCACACUGGAGUGGUCUGCUUCGUCAAAGACAACCCUCAGCGCUCCUACUUCAUUAGGAUGUUUGAUCUGAAGGGAGAGAAAAUGGUUUGGGAGCAGGAGCUUUACAACCAGAUUGUUUACUCCACACCACGGCAGUACUUUCAUUCCUUUGCAGCUGACGACUGUCAGGUUGGACUGAACUUCUCUGAGCCACAGGAGGCGGAGGCCUUCCAACAAGCUGUCGAGGAGAAAAUCAACCAGAGAAACAACCGCCAAGACAAGAAACAGCGCCCCCUGCCCCCGACUGAAAGAAGUCCCCUGCCUCCAGUCCCACCACCAUCUGGCAGCCCCGGCUCUUUUCACAUGGCUACGGUGGACAUCCAAAAUCCGGAUAUCCAGUCGUCCCGCUAUCGGUCGAUGCCUACGCCUGCUGCUGCAUCUCUGAGCAGCAAAGGAAAGAAGGACAAGAAGAGCAAGAAGAAAGGUCCCAAACUCUCCAAAGCAGACAUCGGUGCCCCCAGUGGAUUUAAGCAUGUAAGUCACGUCGGCUGGGACCCCAACAACCUUGACCCCGACCUGUUGAACUUGCUCUCCCAAGCUGGCAUUGGGGAAGCUGAGAUGAGGGAUGAAAACACCUCCAGGCUCAUCUAUAAUGUCAUCGAGCAGUCAGGAGGCAUGGAGGCGGUGAAGAGGGAAGUGAACAGAGGUCCACCACCUCCUCCUGGCAGACAGGGGCCCCUGCCCCCCCUGCCGGGCUCCAGUCCCAGCGCUCCGACACCUCCACCUCCUCGAAGCCGCUCUGGCCCGCUGCCUCCCAUCCCAGGCCAGUCACAGCGAGGGCCCGCCCCGCCGCCCCAGGCACCUCCAUCGCGCGGAGGCCUGCCACCCCCACCUCCGUCGAGCCGCGGCGGCCCACCGCCGCCGCCGCCUCCUUCGCACGCCCCACCGCCUCACUUCGCCUCGCACCCACCCUCUCAUGUCUCACCUCCACCACCCUCCCACAGCAUGCCUCCUCCCCCGCCACCGUCGAGCCAGCGCUCCGCGGGCUUCCCACCUCCUCCUCCUCCAUCUUCACUCAGCGUAGGAGGUGGCGGCGGCCCUCCGCCUCCUCCGCCACCACCCCCGCCCCCUCCUCCUCCGCAGACCUCCAUAGCUUCAGAUUUCCCACCUCCUCCUCCCAUGGGUGGAGGCCCCCCACCGCCACCUGCGUCUUCCGGAGGAGGAGGAGGAGGAGGAGGAGAAAGCAGAGGAGCUCUGCUUGAUCAGAUCAGGCUGGGGAAGAAACUCAGAAAUGUGACAGACGCUGAGCCAGCUCCGCCCCCUUCACAGGAAUCAGGCGAGGGCAUCGUCGGCGCUCUCAUGAUGGUCAUGCAGAAGAGAAGUAAAGUCAUCCACUCCUCAGAUGAGAGCGAAGAAGACGGCGGAGAUGAAGACGACGACGACGACGAAUGGGACGACUGAUGAGGCGGUUGUUGUCUUUGCGGAUUUUAGUUUGGCCGCGACUUUAGUUUUAAGCUUUGAGACGGAUUGUUACAGGUUCGAUGUUUGCAAACUGGAGUGUAACUUGUACAUGUGAAAAACUGUGUAGGUGAUUCCACGAAUAAAUAAACAAGUAAUUUCA
This is a messenger RNA of Mugil cephalus (flathead mullet), 1966 nucleotides long. RefSeq names its product wiskott-Aldrich syndrome protein-like. The record is from RefSeq and is a predicted model, not a curated record. The transcript is spliced from 11 exons. Gene Ontology annotation, biological process: regulation of Rho protein signal transduction; actin filament organization. Gene Ontology annotation, molecular function: actin binding; small GTPase binding. NCBI's taxonomy places the organism in Eukaryota, Metazoa, Chordata, Actinopteri, Mugiliformes, Mugilidae. The coding region runs from base 196 to 1806 and encodes 536 amino acids.